AUGGCCUCCCUUGCUGCAGCAAAUGCAGAAUUUGGCUUCAACCUGCUCAGAGAGAUGGAUAACAACAGUCAAGGGAAUGAAAAUGUGUUCUUGUCCUUUUUGAGCAUCUUCACUGCUCUGAGCCUCGUCCGCUUGGGUGCUCGAGGUGACUGUGCACAUCAAAUUGAUAAGACGCUGUACUUUAACACCGCCUCAGAACACAGAAACUCUUCUAGGAAUCAGCCAGGACUUCAGUUUCAACUGAAAAAAGUUCUCUCUGAAAUAAACUCAUCCCACAAAGACUAUGAACUCAGGAUUGCCAAUGGUCUUUUUCCAGAGAAGGAAUUUGACAUUAAUAAGAACUAUAUUGAGUGUGCUGAAAAAUUGUACAAGGCCAAAGUGGAUCGAGUUGAUUUUACAAAUGCUAUAGAAGAUGCUACAUAUAAAAUUAAUAAAUGGAUUGAAAAUGAGACACAUGGCAAAAUAAAAAAGGUGUUCAGUGACAGCAGCAUAAGCUCAUCUGCUGUCAUGGUGCUAGUGAAUGCAGUGUACUUCAAAGGCAAGUGGAAAUCAGCUUUUCUCAAGAAGGACACUGUAAAGCACCAUUUCAAAUCACCCAAGUGCUCGAAGCAAGUAGUUCCCAUGAUGCAUCAGGAACGGAGAUUCAACCUGAGCAUGAUUCAAGAUCCCUCCAUGCAGGUGCUGCAGCUCACGUAUCAUGGCGGCAUAAGCAUGUACAUCCUGCUGCCUGAGAGUGACCUGUCCCAGGUUGAAAAGGCUCUGAGCUUUAGAAAUCUCAUGAACUGGACCAGUCCAAGAAAAAUGAAAUCUCAGUAUGUGGAGGUGUUUCUUCCUAAGUUCAAGAUAGAGAAGAAAUAUGAGAUGAAACACCACUUGGAAGCCCUAGGGCUGAAAGAUAUUUUUGAUGAGUCCAAAGCUGAUCUCUCUGGCAUAGCUUCUGGAGGUCGUCUCUAUGUAUCAAAACUAAUGCACAAAUCAUAUAUUGAGGUCUCUGAGGAAGGUACUGAAGCAACUGCAGCCACUGAAAAUAACAUUGUAGAAAAGCAGCUUCCUGAGUCCAUAGUGUUUAAAGCUGAUCGCCCGUUCCUAUUUGUCAUCAGAAAGAAUAACAUUAUCUUAUUUAGUGGCAAGGUUUCUUGUCCUUGA
This is a messenger RNA of Octodon degus (degu), 1146 nucleotides long. It is a transcript of the gene Serpinb7, whose product is annotated as serpin family B member 7. Gene Ontology annotation, molecular function: serine-type endopeptidase inhibitor activity. The record is from RefSeq and is a predicted model, not a curated record. Gene Ontology annotation, biological process: negative regulation of endopeptidase activity. The coding region runs from base 1 to 1146 and encodes 381 amino acids. Lineage: Eukaryota; Metazoa; Chordata; Mammalia; Rodentia; Octodontidae. The transcript has 7 exons.